This is a messenger RNA of Botrytis sinoallii, 383 nucleotides long. RefSeq lists its product as uncharacterized. The record is from RefSeq and is a predicted model, not a curated record. NCBI's taxonomy places the organism in Eukaryota, Fungi, Ascomycota, Leotiomycetes, Helotiales, Sclerotiniaceae. The transcript is spliced from 2 exons. The coding region runs from base 75 to 383 and encodes 102 amino acids.
GAUAUUCACUUCUGGGAUUUAGGACAUCCCUGUGAUAUAAACAUCCCGUAUUAACAUCAAACCAUUCUUGAGUCAUGUCAAAAAUUGCCCUUAUUCUUGGCGGUGGACCCAAUGUUGGACUCAAUAUCGCUCGUGUUUUCCCAUCGAAAGGAUCAUACAAGACCGUGGUUGUAUCACGAAAUCCUAAAGAAGAGCUCAUCAAGGCGACUGAUCUUUCCCUCCAAGCCGAUUUCACUGAUCCCAAAAGCAUCAAACGCAUCUUUGAUGAAGUGAGACAGAACUUGGGAGUUCCAAAUGUUGUUGUAUAUAAUGCCGCAGCGUUGACAGUCACUCCUGAUCCUCUCUCUGUGCCAUUGGAAAGUUCAAUGAAGACCUCAAUGUAG